AUGUCUUCAGUCAAUUCUGGGCCCGUUCUCGCCGCGGCUAUUGCUCCAAUCGUUGGCAACAACGAUUUCCCCUUUGCCGCCGCAACCAAUGCCGAGGCCCCGGCUCUUCCUAGCGGCUUUCCGUCUGAACUGAGAUCCAAGUUGGCUUGGACUGGGUCUGACUUUGCCGAUGAAUCCAAGUACAUCUUGUGUUUGACCGGCACUGACUUGGCCGAAGUCAAGCAGGCUAUUGCCGAAUACAAAUCUCUUGACCAGGAUGGUUAUCUCGUCGAGCCGAAUACCUUCCAGCUUCCCACGCUCGGUUUGAAGCUCAGAGCACUUGGACAGGAUGUCCAUUUCGGCAAGGGUUUUAGCGUAAUUCGGGGCCUUGAUCGCGCAGCUUUCUCUGUUGAGGACCUGACAUUGGCCUACAUGGGCCUCCAAUCGUACAUCGCGGAGCAACGCGGUCGACAAGACAAGCGCGGUAACAUGCUCGUGCACAUUGUUGUGGAUGACAGCACCAAACAGGCUGCUGAGCAUCAUCGCCACUCAAACAAGUCCAUCACUUUCCACAAUGAGGAGGCUGGCGAUAUUGUCAGCUGGUUGACGAGGAGCACAGCUGCAACUGGGGGCAAGUGUAUCAUUGCUUCUGCGUACACCAUCUACAAUGUCUUGGCUGCCACUCGACCCGACAUCAUUCGGACUUUGGCGCGCAGCGACUGGCCCUUCUCCAUGCCCCGCUUUCAAUGCCGUCCGGUGAUAUUUUACGAAGAUUCGAAGCUCAUCAUGAACUUUGGCCGAGCGGCUCUUCUUGGGAACCAGGCCCAUCCCCGUCCUCAGCAUCUGCCAUCCUUGACUGCUCGUCAAGUGGAGGCUUUGGAUGCAAUUGAGGCCAUCGCGAAGGCGUCUCAGAUGGAGAUCCAAACCCAGGCUGGAGACAUACACUUCAUCAACAAUCUGGCUGUUCUGCACCGUCGGGAGGGCUUCGUGAACGGAGAGGAUGCAUCUACUCAGCGCCAUCUGGUUCGCAUGCGCCUUCGAAGCACCGAGCAUGGUUGGCCUAUUCCUCAGGAACUAACUCAAGAGUGGGACGAGGCUUUCAAGAACAAGGGCAUCAAGCGCUGGCAUCUGGAGCCCAUGCCAGCGUACUAUUUCCCCCUCCGAAGCCAGCCCAACUGAGUCACGGUGAUCUUGACGAGAGCGUAUACGAUUCCACGGUAUCAAGUGGACGCGUUUCCUUCAUCAUUUCUGC
Molecule: messenger RNA, 1231 nt
Organism: Neurospora tetrasperma FGSC 2508
Lineage: Eukaryota; Fungi; Ascomycota; Sordariomycetes; Sordariales; Sordariaceae
Exons: 5
Coding region: 1-1158 (385 amino acids)
Molecular function (GO): oxidoreductase activity
Source: RefSeq, a predicted model, not a curated record